UAAAUCCCUACACUUUGCAUUUCCGUACAAUUCCAUCCCUUCUCGAUUUCUCUUCAUCUCAAAUAAACAAAAACCGACCAAAAUAAUCAUUUUGCCCUCUUCUUCACACCCACUUCGCCCCCAUUUCUCGAUAAAUCACUGCCUCAAAUCUCCCUUUUCAAGUUGCUGUUAGUUAUGUCGGCUCUCAUUGAAGGUCUCCCCGAUGCUGUUGCUAUCAGGUGUCUUGCACGGGUCCCGUACUACCUUUUCCCGAAACUAGAAGUAAUUUGUCGUUCUUGGCGCGAAGCAGUUCACAGCACCGAGCUAUAUAAAGCCCGUGAAGAACUCAAAUCAAGUGAAAAUCUGUUAUGCGUUUGCGCGUUUGACCCAGAAAACGUGUGGCAACUUUACGACCCGACCCGAGACCUCUGGAUCACUCUCCCGGUACUUCCUUCAAAAGUUCGAAAUUUGGCCCAUUUUGGUGUGGUUUCUACCGCGAGGAAAUUGUUUGUCCUAGGUGGCGGUAGUGAUGCCGUUGACCCGUUGACCGGUGACCAAGACGGGAGCUUUGCUACAAACGAGGUCUGGGCGUAUGAUCCGGUGGUCCGACAGUGGGCCCAACGGGCCCCCAUGAUUGUUCCACGGGCCAUGUUUGCUUGUUGUGUGGUGAACGGGAAGAUAUUAGUCGCAGGUGGGUUCACGACGUGCCGGAAGUCGAUCUCGAAAGCGGAAAUUUACGAUCCGGAUAACGACGUUUGGGGUUCGAUUCCCGAUCUUCACUACUCUCAUAACUCGGCGUGUACCGGGUUAGUAAUCGGGGCUGAGGUGCAUGUGGUGCACAAGGGUUUGACCACGGUUCAGGUGUUGACCAAAGACGGGUGGAGAGUUCACGAGCAUUCGUGGCUUCAAGGCCCGAUGACCGUGGUUAACGGUUCGUUGUACGUGAUGAGUCACGGGCUUAUAUAUAAACAAGACCGGGAAUCGAGGAAAGUUGUGAUUUCGGCUUCGGGAUUCAAGAGGAGAAUCGGGUUCGCUAUGAUGGGCUUUCGGGAUGAUAUAUAUGUGAUUGGUGGUGUGAUCGGGCCCGAAGGAUGGAAUUCGGAUAUUAAAAAGAUGUCGGAUGUUGAUGUUUUAACGCUCGGGAAUGAGAAGCCCGUGUGGCAGAAAGCGGCUUCCAUGACUCGUUGUAGGGGGACGAUUCUCGGGUGUGUCGAGUUAAAAAUUUAGGUUAUUUUUUUUUCGGAUUUUUUUAUAUUUUAUCCGUUUGUUUCGAAUACUGAUGUUUAAGUUUUCGUUUAAAGCAGAAAUGACUUGUUUCAACCCGAACCUGUUUUUAAUUAUCAUUCGACACACAUAUGGCGCGUGUAUUUAAUCGAU
Molecule: messenger RNA, 1356 nt
Organism: Helianthus annuus (common sunflower)
Lineage: Eukaryota; Viridiplantae; Streptophyta; Magnoliopsida; Asterales; Asteraceae
Product: F-box/kelch-repeat protein SKIP30
Exons: 2
Coding region: 175-1206 (343 amino acids)
Molecular function (GO): protein binding
Source: RefSeq, a predicted model, not a curated record